AUGGGUCUAGAAAUCCUGGUGACGCCGCUGGAACAAGCAGACAACAGUAUUAAUCAGUCGAUACCAAAACAAUUAGCAGACGGAGAAGUGCAACAUAAUGUAUUCUUUUUUAUGGUGGCUAGCUAUGAGACAACUGCAACAACGCCUGUUUAUUGCACGUACGUUUUGGCUAAUUAUCCCAAAGUACAAGAAAAAUUACAAGAAGAAAUUGAUCAUCAUUAUCAUAAAGAAUAUGGUAAUUAUUCUGAUUACGAUAUUAUCAGUAAUAUGGAAUAUAUGAAAUUAUUUAUUAAAGAAGUCUUACGUAUGUUUCCAGUAGCAAUAUCACAAACAACUAAUCGCCAAUGUGUACGAGAAACAACAGUUUGUGGCUAUAAAAUAGCUAAAGGUAAUUUAUCUUAG
Molecule: messenger RNA, 402 nt
Organism: Didymodactylos carnosus
Lineage: Eukaryota; Metazoa; Rotifera; Eurotatoria; Philodinida; Philodinidae
Source: the annotation of a GenBank genome assembly